Messenger RNA from Mangifera indica (mango), 795 nucleotides. RefSeq names its product auxin-responsive protein SAUR78. The record is from RefSeq and is a predicted model, not a curated record. Gene Ontology annotation, biological process: response to auxin. NCBI's taxonomy places the organism in Eukaryota, Viridiplantae, Streptophyta, Magnoliopsida, Sapindales, Anacardiaceae. The transcript has a single exon. The coding region runs from base 125 to 532 and encodes 135 amino acids.
CUAGCACCGGAAAACAAAGACUUCCCACCCACCACCUCAACCUUCUUCUUCUUCACCCCGGCCCUCUUAGAAAAAAAAAAAAAAAAACCUUCUUCUUCUCCCUCCUCUGAGUAUUUCUCAAGUUAUGUACCCUUUUAAUUCAAUGAAGAAGAUAAAUUUUAUCCUCAGAAAAUGCAAGAGUUUGUCGAGGCAACUGGGGCGAUCUUCUUCCUACAGCAGCUUGAGGUCCAAAUCCACCAAAGAUCAUGAACCAUGGAGCCGCCAUGACCAUCAUCAUCAGCUUCAACAAGAUGAGAACUGCGUAACCAUUUUUGUUGGGAGCACGAGGAAACGGUACGUUAUUAGUUCUAAAUACUUAAAUCAUCCGUUGUUAAAUGCUCUAACGGAGAAAUCGAAGCAAAAAAAUGGAGAGUUGAUUUUGGUGAAGUGUGAAGUUGUCCUCUUUGAUCAUCUUCUUUGGAUGCUUGAGAAUUCCGAACCCAAUCUCAUCCUCGAUUCUUUGGAGGAACUUGCUAGUCUCUAUGCACUUUGAUUUUUAAUUUUUAAUUUUCAAUUUUAAUCUUUUGCAUGAAUUCAUUAUAUAUGCAUGUAAAAGGUGGCUAUAAAUUGCUCACCUUUCGAUCCAUCUAGUCAAGAAAAUUAAUCUUUGAUCAUAUGUUAAAAGUAAUCUUUUUUAUUUUUUGUUUUUAUAUUGUAAAAUUUAAAGAUCUUGUUCUAAAGCAUUGUUUUAUGUAUUAGAUCUAGUAGUUUAUGUGAUUAAUUCACCAAAAUCAAUAAAAUUAUGUGUACAAAUAA